Molecule: messenger RNA, 588 nt
Organism: Glossina fuscipes
Lineage: Eukaryota; Metazoa; Arthropoda; Insecta; Diptera; Glossinidae
Exons: 2
Coding region: 1-555 (184 amino acids)
Source: RefSeq, a predicted model, not a curated record
AUGAAGGUCGGAAAAUUUAAGCGAAAUUUCUGGCUGAGCUCGGAGAUUGAUUGUAUGCUGAAAAUCUUUAAAGAAAUACAUUCAGUUCAAGGAAGUACUACUACGACACAUUACACAUUUGUUCAGAUUGCUAAUAAAAUGAGAAAAAGGGGAUUUGUAAAUAAAUCGCCUGCUCAAAUUCGAAGGAAAUGGUUUCAAAUGAAAUCGGCUUAUUUGUGUUAUAAACGUGGAAAUGUGGGUCGCUUACUUUUAAUACCGGAAAGAUUUCGUCCUAUUAUCGCGACAUUUAUAGAUAAUGAAUAUAAAAAUUCUCUAUGGUUGCAACAAUCGGAAUCGAGCGAAAACUUGGACAUCGAAAUAGAAGAUGAAUUUGAUAUAGGAAAGUCUAGCUUAGCAUCUGUAAGAAAUUUGCAGCAACAAUUUCUCAAAGACUAUGAGGAAAUGCAAAAAAGCUUAUUGCAAUUGCAAUUUAAAUAUCAGGAUAUACAAGACAAAAAUUGGAUAAAGUAUCUUUCGUCAAUCGAUUUAAAUACAGAUAUUCAAUGUUCUGUUUAAAGUUGGGUAUCUCUAAUAAAUCACGUAAAAGAA